GAUCCUGCGUCGUCUUCCUGCCGAGCCUCCUGCUUUCCCUUUUUCGUCUUUCCAGCACGAGUACGCUUCCCAGCUGAAACUCUAGCAGCCGAACAGAGCCAUCUUCCUGGUCGACAAGCAAACCACCGUACUCACCCCCCUUCUUCCAGCACCUCAAAAACUAUCCACAACAGUCGAGUUUCACAGAGAGAGAGAGAGAGAGAGAGAGAGAGAGAGAGAGAGAGAGAGAGAGCUGCGAUGGGAAAUAAUUUCUCAAGGCUGGGAAAUUAUUUCUCCAAGCAACGGCCCAAGCGUCCUAGAGACACCGGUGCUUCGAGUCCGACCCCUUCGAAGCGACCAAGACCUGACGUCCUCGAAGAAUCGCCUCUUCUUCCUCCCCCUUCGGACUCGUCUGAGAAGGUCAAUGGGCCGUCGGCGUCCGGAGCUAAUUUUCUUCUCCCCUCUUCGGACUCAUCGGAGAAGAUCAAUGUGCCUUCGGAGUCCGGCGCGAAUUCUAGGCCAUCUGCUUCAUCCACCUCUGUGAUUGGAAAUAAUUACCAUGUAUUCCUGAGCUUUAGAGGGCCUGAUACUCGCAAAAGCUUUGUCGACCACCUCUACCAUAGACUCAAAGAUGUGGGCCUGAAGUUCCAUCCAAACUUCGUGUUCAGAGAUGAUGAGAGCCUCCCCUUCGGUGAGAACAUUGCUGCAAAUCUCCUCGGUGCAAUUGAGCACUCUAAGGUUUCAAUCCCAGUCAUCUCUGAAAAUUAUGCUGCUAGCGAAUGGUGCCUCCGCGAGCUCAUUCAUAUUAUGGAAUGCAAAGAAAGUAGAGAACAGAUAGUCUUGCCUGUGCUUUACAAGGUGAAACCCAAGGAUGUGCGACACCUAGGGGGCAGCUUUGGAGAGGCCUUUCGAAUCCAUGAGCAUCGUUUUGAUGAGGAGGUCAAGCAACAAGGACCGACAGCUCUGAAAAAAGCACUUGAUCUAAGAGUAUUCGAAUCAGAGGAAUUUGCUGAUGGGUGUGAAGGGAAAUUAGUAAAUAAACUUGUAGAAAUAAUAGUGCGUGAGCAGCAAGCUGAUUUUCAUCCACAUCUUCCCGUGAACUUGGUUGGAAUUGAGGAUCGUGUGGCUGAGGUCAUGAAGUUGGUGGAUAUUGCUUGCCCAGACACUCGAAUUAUUGGGAUUUGGGGGAUGGGUGGUAUCGGUAAAACAACUCUGGCUACGAUAAUCUAUAAUAAGCUUUUUAACAAAUUUAAGUGCCGCAGCUUUCUCCAGGAUAUUAGAGAAACAACUAGAAGCAAGGGCAUGGAGUAUGUCCAAUCUCUAAUGAUUUCAAAUCUAACAAAAAAUCCUGAAAGUAGAGUGCAUGAUUCCAAGACAGGGAUUACAAUGAUCCGAUCAAGUUGCGAAAAGAAGGUACUUAUUCUUCUUGAUGAUGUAGAUCGUCGAGACCACCUUGAAUAUUUGAUUGGACAUUGCAAUUUCGAGUCAGGAAGUAGGAUCAUUAUUACAUGUCGAGAUAAGAUCCUCUUGAAGUCUGAAUAUAAAAUAUAUGAACUCAAAGAAAUGAACCACAAAGAAUCUUUCCUUCUAUUUAGUAGAUAUGCAUUUGAAGAGGAACAACUUCCCACAAAUCUCGCAACUCUUUCUAGAGAUAUUGUUGCCACCACAGGAGGUCUUCCCUUAGCCCUAGUGGUUAUAGGUUCACUUCUCAAUGGAGUAAAAGAUCAAAUGGCGUGGAGAGAGACGCUCAAGAAAUUGAGGAAUACACCUGAUAAGACUGUAAAAGAAAAGUUGAGGAUAAGUUACGAUACAUUAGAAUAUAAGCAGCAGCAGAUGUUUCUAGACAUUGCGUGUUUUUUCAAUGGAACUGACAAAAGAAUUGCUACUUACCUAUGGGAGGAUCUCAAAUUUUACCCAAUAAUCGAAUUGCAAGUGCUGAUUCACUGUUCAUUAAUAAAAAUUGAUGGCAAUAAUCUAUUGAGAAUGCAUGAUCAAUUAAGAGAUCUAGGAAGAGCUAUUGCCCGUCCAGAAGAUGUGAAGCCUUGGCAUUGGAGCAGACCAUGGGACGUGGAAACUACAAAAAUUCUGGGACGCAAGGAGGAAAAUGAAAAUAUUGAGGCACUACGUCUAGAUGAAAGGGGCUCCAAAGAGUUCAUAAAGCAAGAGAGCUUCAAAAAAAUGCCUAACUUGAAGUUCCUUCAUGUGAAGGAUGUGGACUUUGAUGGAGAUUUCGAAGGAUCACUUGUUGAAUUAAGAUGGCUAAAGUGGCAGGGGUGUCGCAGCGACUCUUUCGAGGCGACCAACUUUCAUUUGGAGAAAUUAGUUGUACUUGAAUUAUCUGGUGAUCAUUACUGUCGUGGUAUUAGUGAAAAUUGGAGAGGAUGGAGUUCAAUUAAGAUGGAGAGGUUGAAAGUUCUCAAUCUUUUGCAUUGCCGUUUACGGAGCAUCCCUAAUCUCUCUGCGUUUAAAAAUUUAGAGAUGCUAAUCCUGAAUUAUUGUGAUGAAUUGGAGGAAAUCGACUCUUCCAUUAGAGAUGUCAAGUGUCUCGUUUCCUUGAAAUUGAGCUAUUGUCAGAGUCUCAAGAAGUUUCCCGAGCAACUAGGUGAACUAGAAAAAUUAGAGGAACUUGUUGUAAACCACACUUCAAUAAAAGAAAUCCCUCCAUGUAUAGGAUCUCUAAAGAAGUUGAAGAGGCUUAUUGUUGAUUGGCCUUUGAUAGGAGGGUUGCCAUUAGUACGAAUCCCUUCUUCAAUUGGUAAGUUGAGAGAGUUGCUUGAGCUAUACUUGUCAUUUACAAUUAUUAAGGAAUUACCCGAAUCCAUUGGGGAAUUGAACAAAUUAAAAAUUUUGAAGAUUUUUAAUUGCCACAUAAAAAGAUUACCAAGCUCUAUUGGGAAAUUGCAAAGCCUCCAAGAGCUCCUGGCCUCCGACUGUCAGCUGAUGGGAGGAGAAAUUCAUUUGGAUAAAGGUGGAUUGUCUUCUCUAAAGACCCUUGAUUUACAGCUCUCAAAAUUUUCUGGCUUGCCGGAAAACUUAGAUCAGCUUUCUUCUCUCGAGCACCUCGAUUUAGGUGGAUGUGGAGAGCUUGAGUCACUCCCAAAACCUCAUUUUAGCUUAUCAUACUUGCGGGUCACCUGUCGGAGCAAUGAGCUGCCAUCGCUCUCUCACCUGAAGCAUCUACAGGAGCUCUCCCUUGAUUCUUGCAAGUCUCUUCAAAGUAUCCCAUCACUCUCUCACUUGGAGCGUCUGGCGACGCCGAACUUUAUGGUUGCGACUCUCUUCAAAGCAUCCCAGAGCUCUCUCACCUGGAGCAUCUACAGAAGCUCAAGCUUUGGAUUUGCAAGUCUCUUCAAAGCAUCCCAUCUCUCUCUCACCUGAAGCAUUUAAGAGAGCUCACCCUUCAAGAUUGCCGGUCACUUCAAAAAAUCCCAGAGCUUCCCUCCCCGCAUACGAGACCUUCAGGUUGGGAAAUGUCCCAGAUUGGAAAGGUUGCCAAAGCUUUCCGAUUUUGAAUUUUUGUUAAAUUUACAUCUCGAGGAUUGCUAUAGGCUGAAGGAAUUGGAUGGACUGGAAGAUUUAAAAUCCCUAAGAAGUUUGACCCUAUCCAUACACACUGGCUCCAUCGGCUACGGCGUUGAUGCAGAAGAUGGUAGAUAAUCUCCAUGCGAUACGAGGCCUUGAAAAAUUGGGAUCCCUCAAAGUGCUGAAUAUCUCCGGGCACGAGCACAUUCAAGUACUGGACCUUUCAAAGUCGGAGCAUUUGGAGUGGUUGGAUGUUAGUUAUUGCGAAAGCUUAAUUGAAAUUCGCUGCCCUUGUAAAUUCCUGAGGUGCUUGAAGAGGGCUGGGUGCAAGUCACUCAGGAAAUUACCCGACUUUUUACCUCACAAAGAGCAAGAUGACUGAGGUUUGCGGGAGUAAGGUAGGAUUUUCAUGAGGAAGCCAACAAGGUUGCGGAAGAUGUGGUGCGAUUCUAGGCAUUGGGGGUAAGAAGCAGAGGAGGGUGGAAAUCAAGCACAGAGAGAAGGGGAAGGGAUUGAGGGGUCCAGCAUCAUCUGGUGGUCUGUUUCUUACUUACAGUGGACGAUGAUGGGACGACUGAUUCCAAAGUGAGAUUCAUGCUCACAUGCUCUGCCAGCUGAAAAAUUGGGAUCCCUCAAAGUGGUGGAUAUCUCUGGGUGCAAGCACAUUCAAGUACUAGACCUUUCAAAGUCGGAGCAUCUAAAGAGGUUGGAUGUUAGGGAUUGCAAAAGUGUAGUUGAAAUUCGCUACCCUAGUAAAUUCCUGAAGUCCUUUGAUAGGCGUGGGUGCAAGUCACUCAAGAAAUUAUCAGGCUUUCAGCUAGAAGCUGGCUAAGGUUUGCAGGGCUAUAGUCGGAUCUUCAUGAGGAAGCCAACGAGGUUGCGGAAGAGGUGGUGCGAUUGUGAGCAUUGGGGUAAGAAGAGGAGGAGGGUGGAAAUCGAGCACAGAGACAAGGGGAAGAGAUUGAGGGGUCCAGCAUCAUUUGGUGGUCUGUUUAUGUCUUACUUCCAGGGGACAACGAUGGGACGACUGAUUCGAAAGUGAGAUUCACGGUCACAUGCUCCGCUACCUAAGAAAUGGAAUUUGACUUCUAACUCACCCUCUCACUGAUUACUUUGACCCUUUGUGCUCCAACUUGAAAUGGAAGAGAUAGAAUGCUGGAGGCGAGAAAUCUGGUGAAGGAUCUUCACGUUAGGUCUUCAUUGCUUCCGGUUGCCAUAUCUUCAAAGUCCAGGUUACAAACUCUACGCUAGUCGACUGUUGCCCGCACCAAUGUGAAAUUCAGAGUAUAGAGUUGACUGAAUCUGACAGUUGGUCCACAAUUGAGCCGUGCCCUCAACCGCUGGUGCUGCAUUGUUUCGUCAUGGAGUCUCUCCCUGAUUCGCCUGCAAAGACUCCAUCCGUGCUAUUUGGGAAGCUUGAUUGUGGAAUGGUAAGGAAGAAGAUCAAUCUAGGAAUGGGCACUAAUGUCAAGAUGAUGAAUCUCCAUGGAUCUGUAUCAGACUUUGCUCAUCGCUUAGUAUGCCAAUGUGAAGAUUGCUCUCUCUGAAGGCAGAUACAUGGCCUUGAUUAGGCUGAAAGUAUUAUCAUCAACGGUCGAAACCCAUUCAGUCAUUGUUUGGUGAUGACAUUGUCUACACCCCAUAGGAUUUCCACUGUAUUGUGGAUAACAUUGUGGGAUCCAAACCAGAAGUAUGGAGGAAGCCCUUAAAUCAAUCGCAUUGCUUUCAUGUUUUUGGGAUAAACAUGACAAGUAAUCAAUGGGUGGCUAGAAAGCUCAAAUCCGAACGUUUUGCUACAGCUGCCAUUGAACGGAAUUGGAAAGUCACUCAUACAAUAAUUGUGGUUUCAGCCAGAAAUGUGCAUUAUUUUUGGCUUGGCUAAUGGUGGGGACAAAAAAUCUGUGGAGCUUGAGUACUACCUUGCUGCUUAUGGCUCUGCAAAGAAGUGGGAGGAGCUUUGCAUGUGAUUUUUAAUUCUAUGGAGAGCUUAAAUGGUACCGCAUCAGAAGCAAGCAUUUCCAACUACAACUGUAAUCUUGACAUAAGAAUAGCUCAUUGGAAAUAUUAGGAGUGCAAAUUGACUUGGUAGAUACUGGUCAUGUUGUUUUAUUAUCAUUGGCAUAGUAGUUAAUGUGUGUCUUUGAAUCCUGAUGAGAGAAAUCAUGUUCUUUUAUUUUCACCUACACAUAGAAUACCAGAAUGAUGGUGAACACAUGUGCCCCAUGUAGAAUUAUGAAAAAUAUUUGCAUGACAACAGCACGACAAAGAUCAGAUUUUGGAGAUCAUUCGUGUUUGCUGGUAAAUGACUCUUGGGGAAAUUGGUCGACCAUGUGAAUGUGAUGCUUCAGCAUCAUCUGGCUUGUGAUCCUGUGGGAAAGAAAAUAGAUAAAAAUGCCUUUGAAGUACAUGACAUUGCAUGUCAUUAUACAUCAUCAGUCAUGGAGAGCUUCGCUGUAAUUUCAGCAAUGGUGUGAGCUCCGAACCAAAUAUCUGGGAUAUGGAUGCAAGAGGGACGUUCUUUGAGCCAAUUGCGUUGCAUUGUGCUUUAUGAGAGGGGGCUGUCCAUCAUAGUAAUGAAAACAGAUGCCACUGCAGCAGAACAGAAUUGGAAGUUUGACCUACCAAGUACGAGAGGACUGCCGAAAUGACCAACUACAGUCCCAGCUAGGAAUGUCUACCAUUUCAGUUGUAAUGAUACUUGGUAACUCCUUUUUCUUUUGUUUUUACUCGAAGGAUGCUAAUUUUCCUCAAAACUUUGGUUGUGUUACUUAUAAAUUUUUCAUAAAUAUCGUGAUUUUGGCUCUUAAA
Eucalyptus grandis is the source of this 6309-nucleotide messenger RNA. RefSeq names its product disease resistance protein RUN1-like. The transcript is spliced from 12 exons. Gene Ontology annotation, biological process: signal transduction; defense response. Bases 238 to 3357 code for a protein of 1039 amino acids. NCBI's taxonomy places the organism in Eukaryota, Viridiplantae, Streptophyta, Magnoliopsida, Myrtales, Myrtaceae. The record is from RefSeq and is a predicted model, not a curated record. Gene Ontology annotation, molecular function: ADP binding; protein binding.